AUGGGCUCCGUACAGGACCCAGCCGCCUCGGAAACAUCCAAUGGCGAACUAACCGAGCUCUUUGCGCCCUCCGCGCCGGAUGGUCUCCCCGCAGACGUCCUGGGGGAGCUGCAGUCUAUAAUGCGGGUUCAUGGGAUCACCGCCCAGGAAUUGUUUUACCGAUGGGAGUCGUAUUGUCUGCGCAUGGGGUCUGAGGAGACUAAACUUGAUCUGGAGACUGUGAGGCUGUUUAAGCGGGAUGUGCAGGAUAAUUUGGAGCGGCAGGCGAGGGGCCGGCAGCAGGUUGAGAAGCGCAGUGGUGGUGCCGCGGCGACCCCGAGGGCGAGGGAGAGGGAUAUGGGGAUGGGUGCCGGGGCAGGUACUGGUGAUGUUUUUGGGAUGCUGGAUGGAUUGACGCCUGGGAGAACCCCCGGGAGUGCUGGUGGUUCGGCAAAGAGGAAAGCGGAAUUUUCGUCGCCGUCGGUUUCGAAGAAGGUUGAUUCGCCGCUUAGUUCGAAGACAAAGGCUUCGACGAAUGGUGGAGGGGAUAGUGUACAAUCUGUCCCGUUUUCAGAGCGCCCGAAUCCUGGCCAGACGAUUGAAACGCUCAACGAGCACCUGUCUCUGCCCGAAACACCCAUGGCGCCGUUCCCAGAGCCUCGAAUUCGUCCCGCCGCGAACACGGAUCUCAAGAAGUUUGGGUAUAAACCUAUGGCUAUGCGAUUGUCGGAAACAUCUGAGAUUCUCGACGACCGGAUUGAUGAGUUUACGGCCAUAUUCGAGAAGAAGUACGAGAACGAAGACAUCACGUUCGGGAGUGCUGCUGUCCAGAGCACGAGCGAGAUUGUUGCUGUAGGACGCAUUGCUUCUGACAGUGUAGAGGGGAAGCUCAAUCCAGCGUCGCUCGUACUUGAGACGUCGAGGCGCUCAGGGGCCGGUAAGAGGGUGCCUUUGAAUGUGGAGUCGAUCCCGUCAGUGAACUUCUUCCCCGGGCAAAUUGUUGCUUUGCUGGGGAUCAAUGCGUCGGGAAAUUACUUUUCGGUCAAAGAGGUUCUUCCACCACCUCUUUUGCCGCCUGCCGUGUCGUCCGUUCCUACCAUUGAGACUACUAAUGAGCGCGUAUCGGAGUCUGGGUCUUCACCAUUGAAUGUUAUGAUCGCCUCCGGACCGUAUACAACAGACGACAAUUUAGAUUUUGAGCCUCUGAAGGAAAUUUGCCAAAAAGCCGCAGAGAGUUAUGCGGAUGGGCUCAUCCUCAUGGGACCGUUCCUGGACACUGAGCACCCAUUGCUAGCAUCGGGUGAUUUUGACCUUCCAGAAUCUAACAACAUUGACCCGGAUACCGUUACCCUCACAACUGUCUUUAGGCAUUUCAUAUCCACACAACUACAAAAGCUCGCUGCUGCCGUCCCGAGCAUCACAAUUGCUCUCGUCCCCUCCGUUAGGGAUGCCGUGAGCAAACACGUUUCAUGGCCACAAGAGCAGCUACCCAAGAAGGAGCUUGGACUGCCAAAACAAGCUCGCAUGGUGUCCAACCCAGUGACAUUUUCGCUGAAUGAAACUGUUAUCGGAAUGUGCUCGCACGAUGUGCUGUACGAACUGCGGCGUGAAGAAGCUCUCCACGGAAGACCCAAGGAGGCCAACAUCCUAACACGUCUAGUGAAAUACAUGAUUGAACAGCGACACUUUAUGCCCAUAUUCCCGCCAACAUCUAGGGAUGCUCUUCCGAGACCCGGAAUCGAUGGUGGGCUAGCAACUGGUGCUGCCCUGGAUGUACCCUAUUCCAAGCUCGGUGAAUGGUGGAAUGUGCGGCCAGAUAUCCUCAUUGUGCCUAGUAUGCUGCCGCCGUUCGUCAAGGUGGUCGACAGCAUCCUCACAAUAAACCCAGGCCCCAUUUCCAGGCGACGAGCAGCAGGGACCUACGCUCAGAUGGCAAUCCACCCCCGCGUCGUCAGCGAGGAAGAGCAGGAACAGAAAAACGUAAGCCACAAUCUAUACGAGCGGACACGGGUCGAUAUAGCCAAGAUUUAG
Molecule: messenger RNA, 2010 nt
Organism: Aspergillus puulaauensis
Lineage: Eukaryota; Fungi; Ascomycota; Eurotiomycetes; Eurotiales; Aspergillaceae
Gene: POL12
Product: DNA-directed DNA polymerase alpha subunit POL12
Exons: 4
Coding region: 1-2010 (669 amino acids)
Biological process (GO): DNA replication initiation; DNA replication
Cellular component (GO): alpha DNA polymerase:primase complex
Molecular function (GO): DNA binding
Source: RefSeq, a predicted model, not a curated record